UGCUUUAGUUCAUGUAAAUACUGUCUUUAGCAUAAGUUGUUUUUCCUGUCUUCACACUAUAUCACGGUGUUUCUAUUGCGGCGUCCCAUCGACAGUCUGGGCAUUCCCGCGGAGUCGAAAACCACCAAUAUGGAAUCCUCACCUUCAGCAAUAUUAAAACUCCUCCUACCAAAGACGCCCUUUAUUUUGAAGACUGCGUUAUGGCAUACUCUUGGUCUAGCGCCUACGUCCUCAAAAUGGGAUCUCAGGACCGAAAUCACCAUCAAUGUUUUGCGAGAGAUGGUGGGGCCCAAUUCGCCCGGGUCGACUAUUACGAAACUGCAGCGUUUGACGACCAAGGAUCCGGGAGUCAAGGGGAAAGUCUGGGUAGCCAAGGUGAAGCUAGAUGUACCAGCGGAAGAUGACAUUCGGCAAUUGAUGUUCAAAGCAAUUGAGGAGAUGGGCACGGGUGAAGAGCAAUGGACGAAGCCUGAUGCGAAGCCGUUGGAAGGGGAGUGGAACGGUUAUAGAGCUGGUGCACGAGAUGAUGAGCCUGAACCGACUGGCCUGAGCGAAAAGGAGAAGUACGAGCACCUAUUGAAAGAAGCGAGCAGUAAAGUCACCAUCCUGUACUUCCACGGCGGAGCAAUGUAUCUUCUGGACCCGGCUACUUACCGCGCAACGACCUCUCGACUGGCAAAAGAAACGGGCGGACGCGUCUUCAGCGUGCGAUACAGACUGGCGCCGCAGAACCCAUUCCCCGCCGCCCUCCUCGACGCCUUCACCGCAUAUCUAAGCCUUCUCUACCCCCCACCCGACGCGCCCCACGCACCCGUUCCAGCAGCCCAAAUCGUCUUCGGAGGCGACUCGGCGGGUGGCACAUGCUGUACCGCGCUCCUGCAGCUCCUCCUUCAAAUCCACCGCUCCACGCCGGCCGGACAAACACCAUCCGUUCUCUUCCACGGAGAAAAAGUUGCGAUCCCCUUACCAGCCGGCGUCGCGUUGACGAGUCCUUGGAUCGACAUUUCACGCAGUCAGCCAUCCAUCGAAGAAGCUGUUACAUAUGAUUAUCUCCCGCCCCCGAGCCAGACGGACAAGCGAGACUUUCCGAGAUGUGAAGCGUGGCCGACGGAUCCGCCGCGCGCAGAUUUGUACUGUGAGGGAAGUGCGCUGCUGCACCCGUUGGUGUCGCCCUUGGCAGCAGGGGAUUGGCACGCGAGUCCGCCGCUGUUCUUCUCUGUAGGCCAAGAGAUGCUCAGGGAUGAAGACGCCGUGCUGGCGAGACGUGCUGCGGCGCAGGGCGUACCUGUCGUGUGGCGAGAGUUCGAAGCGAUGCCGCAUUGUUUUGCUAUGUUGCUUGAAGGGCUGAAAGCUGGGCAUGUACAUUAUGAAGAGUUUGGCAAGUUCUGCAGAGAGGUUGUAGAGGGAAAAACGGUAGAGACUAAUGGCGAGUUUAUCGUCGCGAAGACUAUGGUUAGGAGAGAUGCUGAUGUCAAGACUGGACUGACUGAGUUGACGGAUGAGCAAGUUGUUGAGUAUAUGCAGAAGGGGAAAGAGAGGAUUGAGAGGAAGACGAGGAAGGGGGAGGAUGCUAGUGCGGAGUCGAGACCAAUGCUUUGAUCAAGUAGCAUAUACUAAGUCUUCGUAACCAAUGAACUACAGCGACGACAUCACAACACAGCGAACUUCAAUGCUCUCCCUCAACAUGGAUUCAUUCUCUGACACGGAAUGAUUGAAAGAUGAAUGAGCACAGCGUGCGCUAUGCAGCU
Molecule: messenger RNA, 1748 nt
Organism: Cucurbitaria berberidis CBS 394.84
Lineage: Eukaryota; Fungi; Ascomycota; Dothideomycetes; Pleosporales; Cucurbitariaceae
Exons: 1
Coding region: 130-1599 (489 amino acids)
Molecular function (GO): hydrolase activity
Source: RefSeq, a predicted model, not a curated record